GAGCACACACUGGACAUGGCCUCCCAGACCCACCUGCCAGCCCCAGUGUGCCUCAUUGAGAAUAUGAAAGGGCAGCUGAAGGUGAAUCAGGAAGCUCUGAGCAUCCUGUCUGCCAUCACCCAGCCCGUCGUGGUGGUGGCUAUCGUGGGCCUCUACCGCACAGGCAAAUCCUACCUGAUGAACAAGUUAGCUGGGAAGAAAAGAGGCUUCUCUCUGGGCUCCACGGUGCAGGCCCACAUCACAGGAAUCUGGAUGUGGUGUGUGCCUCAUCCCAAGAAGCCAGAUCAGACUCUAGUUCCGCUUGAAACCAAGGGCCUGCGAGAUGCUGAGAAAGGUGACAACCAGAACGACUCCUGGAUCUUUGCCCUGGCGAUACUUCUGAGCAGCACCUUUGUGUACAACAGCAUGGGAACCAUCAACCAGCAGGCCAUGGACCAACUGCACUAUGUGACUGAACUGACAGACCGAAUCCGAGCAAAAUCCUCACCCAACACGAGUGAAGUUCAAGACUCAGCUGACUUCAUGAGCUUCUUCCCAGACUUUGUGUGGACACUGAGAGAUUUCUCCCUAGAAUUAGAAAUAGAUGGAGAUUCCAUUUCUCCAGAUGCCUACCUGGAGAAUUCUCUGAAGCUAAAAAAAGGUACUGGUGAGAAUGUUAAAAAUUAUAAUCUCCCCGGAUUCUAUAUCUGCAAGUUCUUCCCAAAGAAGAAAUGCUUUAUCUUCGAUAGAUCCACUCAUCAAAAGAAGCUGGCCCAGCUCGAGAUGCUGCAUGAUAAUGAGCUGGAUUCUGAAUUCGUGGGGCAAGUUGCAGAAUUCUGUUCUUACAUCUUCAGCUCUGCCAGGACUAAAGCUCUUCCGGGAGGCAUCCAUGUCAAUGGACCUCGUCUUGAGAGCCUGGUAUUGACCUAUGUUGAUGCCAUCAGCAAUGGGGAGCAUCCCUGCAUGGAGAAUGCAGUCCGGGCCUUGGCCAAGAGGGAGAACUCAGCUGCUGUGCAGAAGGCCUUGGACCACUAUGACCAGCAGAUGGGUCUGAAGGUGCAGCUGCCCAGAAACACCCUCCAGGAGCUGCUGGACCUGCACAGGGCCUGUGAGAGGGAGGUCACUGAGAUCUUCAUCCAACAUUCCUUCAAAGAUGUUGGCCAGGUAUUUCAAAAGGAUUUUGCAGCUCAGCUGCAAAAAAAAUGAGAUAAUUUUUGUGAACUGAAUAUGAAAGCAUCUUCAGAUCGUUGUUCAGCUUUGCUUCAGGAUCUUUUCAGUCCCUUAGAAGAAGAGGUGAAACAAGGAAUUUACUCUAACCUGGGAGGCUACCAUUUUCUUAUUCAGAAGGUACAAGACCUGAAGAAAAAGUACUAUGAGGAACCCAAGCAGAGAAUACAGGCUGAAGAGAUUCUGCAGAAAUACUUGAAAUCCAAGAAAGAUAUGAAUGACAUUCUACAGACAGACCAGACUCUCACAGAGAAGGAAAAGAAGAUGGAAGUGGACUGUGUGAAAGCUGAAUCUACCAAGGUGGCUGGAAAAAUGUGGGAGGAAAUGCAAAAGAAAUAUCAGGAGAUGUUGGAGCAGAAAGAGAAGAGCUAUCAGGAGCACAUCAAACAGUUGACUGAAAAGGUGGCAGAGGAGAAGGAUCAGUUUUUGAAAGAGCAACAGGAGGUUCUAGCUUUUAAAUUCCAGGAACAAGCCUAUCUAUUGACAAAUGGAUUCCAUAAUGAGAACAAACAAAUUUAUGAGGAUAUAAUGUAUCUCAACGAAAGCAUAGAAAACUCAAAUCUAAAUGUGUCAUACUAUAAAUACCUAAUGAAACCAGCUUAUUUAUUCUAUCCAAGGCACAGAUAA
Molecule: messenger RNA, 1833 nt
Organism: Cavia porcellus (domestic guinea pig)
Lineage: Eukaryota; Metazoa; Chordata; Mammalia; Rodentia; Caviidae
Product: guanylate-binding protein 1-like
Molecular function (GO): GTP binding; GTPase activity
Source: RefSeq, a predicted model, not a curated record